Molecule: messenger RNA, 518 nt
Organism: Lacerta agilis (Sand lizard)
Lineage: Eukaryota; Metazoa; Chordata; Lepidosauria; Squamata; Lacertidae
Gene: SRXN1
Product: sulfiredoxin 1
Exons: 2
Coding region: 47-487 (146 amino acids)
Biological process (GO): cellular response to oxidative stress
Cellular component (GO): cytoplasm
Molecular function (GO): sulfiredoxin activity
Source: RefSeq, a predicted model, not a curated record
GUCCACCGGUGGUGCGAUCCGGUGCAAGCCCUCCGGACGGCGUUAUAUGAGCCCCGGGAUGCGGGGAGUGAGAUCGCGAGCUUGGAGGGAUCUGCUGGAGGUGGAUCUGGGAAGGUCGGUGCGCCGCGGGGCGGAAAACGUCGCCAACAUGGCAAGCGAAGGGCGCAGCAUCCACUCGGACAACAUCGCCGCGGUCCACGAGGUGCCCAUGAAGGUGAUCAUCAGACCCAUCCCUCCUGUCUUGGAGGAAGGAAAGGUGGAGAGCCUCAUGAGGACCAUCCAGGAAGAAGCUGACCAUGUGCCCCCGAUAGAUGUCCUCUGGAUCAAAGGCCGAGAAGGGGGCGACUACUUCUACUCAUUUGGAGGGUGUCACCGUUACGCAGCCUACAAGCGCCUGGGCAAAGAGACCAUCCCAGCUAAAAUAAUCUGCUCCACCAUCAGCGACUUGCGGACUUACCUGGGCUCCUCCCUGCCAGAUUUGCGGUAGGGAUGCUCUCGGUGGUCCUCGCAAGGCUGCC